GAAAUAAUAUUUGAUAAACUGCGGUUGGCGAUGCUGUCUGUACUCAUCCCUCUUUUUCCAAAAAAAAAAAAAAAUGACGUUACUUUUGACAUUGACAACUCUAUCAGCUGUCAUCCUUCUUAAAGAAUAAGACUGCUGAACGAUGGUUGCUGGUACUUUAUACACCUACCCGGACAAUUUCCGUGCCGCGAAGGCAUUGAUUGCCGCUCAAUACUCGAAAGCCGACGUAAAAGUCGCCACGAAUUUCGUAUUCGGCGAAACCAACAAGACCAAGGAGUUCCAACAGAAGUUCCCUCGUGGAAAAGUUCCAGCUUUCGAGGGUAAAAAUGGUGAAUUGUUACAAGACAGCAAUGGCAUUGCUUACUAUGUAGCCAACGAGCAACUUACCGGCAAAACCGAUUACGACAGGGCACAGAUUUUACAGUGGAUCGGUUUUGCUGAGGGUGAUGUCUUACCAGCUGGAUGUGCCUGGGUCUUCCCUAUUUUGGGUAUUAUUAAGAAUAACCCCAGUACACAAGAGGCAUUCCAAAGGGCAAAGAAUGACAUGAAAGCAGCCCUUACCACCCUCAACGAUCACCUCUUAACAAAGACUUACUUGGUUGGAGAACGUAUUACUUUAGCCGACAUCGUUGUAGCAUGCAACUUAUUGAAUCCGUACAAGUAUGUGUUGGAUCCUGACUACAGAAAGCCUUUUGUUAAUGUUAACAGGUGGUUCCUUACUUUAAUCAAUCAGCCGGAGUUCAAAGCAGUCUUAGGGGAUGUGGUGCUCUGCGAUAAGCCAGCCCAAGCUGGUGGUGCUCCUUCGGGAGAUGCCGCGCAUAGUAAAAAUAAGUCGGUAAAUAAGGAAAACAAGCAUAAGGAAAAUAAAGAGAAACAAAGAGAGAAAAGUAAUGAGAGUUCUGAAAAAGACAAGGCAGAGCCUGCCGAAAAGUCUGGUAGUAGAAAGAGAGGUAAAAAUAAGAAGAAGGAGGAAAAGAAACAGCAGCAACAGCAAGAAAAAAAAGAGAAACCCAAGAAAGAAACCCCUAAAAAGGAACCGGAGGAAGAAAUGGAUGCUGCCGAAGCGGCUCUAGCUGCAGAACCCAAAAGCAAAGAUCCCUUCGAUUCUAUGCCAAAAGGAACUUUUAACAUGGACGACUUCAAACGCGUCUACUCCAACGAAGACGAGUCCAAAUCCAUCCCGUACUUUUGGGAAAAGUUUGACCCUGAAAACUACUCCAUCUGGUAUGGAGAGUACAAAUACCCCGAAGAACUCACUAAGGUCUUUAUGAGUUGCAAUUUAAUCACUGGCAUGUUCCAGCGUUUGGAUAAAAUGCGUAAGCAAGCUUUCGCUUCCGUAUGCCUCUUUGGUGAGGAUAACAACAGUACCAUUUCCGGAGUGUGGGUGUGGCGCGGCAAGGAUUUAGUCUUUCCCUUGAGCCCCGACUGGCAAGUGGACUACGAAGUCUACGACUGGAAAAAACUGGAUCCCAACUCCGAGGAGACGAAGAAACUCGUCCAGAACUACUUCUCGUGGACCGGCGAGGAUAAGGACGGCAGGAAGUUCAACCAGGGAAAAAUAUUCAAAUAAAUUCGUUUUUUUUUUGUUGAACAACGAUUUGUUAAAUUAAGUGUACUCGUUUGUGAUUAAAAAAAAAGUUAUAAUGGGCCAUCCUCUUUUUUUUUAUUGUUGGUUUAUUUAUCUCAGUAAUAAAGUAUGAUUUUACAUUA
Molecule: messenger RNA, 1710 nt
Organism: Anthonomus grandis grandis
Lineage: Eukaryota; Metazoa; Arthropoda; Insecta; Coleoptera; Curculionidae
Gene: eEF1gamma
Product: elongation factor 1-gamma
Exons: 10
Coding region: 143-1570 (475 amino acids)
Biological process (GO): translational elongation
Cellular component (GO): cytoplasm; nucleus
Molecular function (GO): translation elongation factor activity
Source: RefSeq, a predicted model, not a curated record